CUAGUUUAAACAGCGUCGUCGCGCUCGCAGUGUCAAGUCGAUCUUCCAGCGAGCAAGUCUAGAUUUUAUUACCGCAUUGCGACGUUUGUUUAUGUCCGCUUAUUUUAAUAGCGGAUGCUUAUCUUCGCGAUCAGCUUUUAUAACAUUUGAUUUCGAUAGCUCAGCUUUGUUUUUGUUGUUCUACGAGUAUUAUCAAUUAAUAAGCAAUGGCCAGCCGGCUACUAAGUGUAUCUUUAGUUUGCCUGAUGGUUAUCAACACAGCAGCCUCGGAACGUUAUGAACCGAAAUGGGAUAGUCUCGAUAAGCGUCCAUUGCCCAGCUGGUAUGAUGAGGCGAAAAUUGGCAUCUUUAUACAUUGGGGCGUGUAUUCAGUGCCCAGUUUUGGUUCUGAAUGGUUUUGGGAGGAUUGGUUAAAUUUACAAUAUCCAAACUAUUUGACCUUUAUGAAAAGCAACUACAAGCCGAAUUUCUCUUAUCAAGAAUUCGCUCAUGAAUUUACUGCUGAUUUGUUCAAUGCUACAAAGUGGGCGCUUCUCUUUCGCGACAGUGGAGCAAGAUAUGUAGUACUAACCAGCAAACAUCAUGACGGUUACACGCUCUGGCCAUCUACAGCGUCUUUCAGCUGGAAUUCAAUGGAUAUUGGACCGAAGCGAGACAUUAUUCGUGAGCUUUCAACGGCGAUUCGCAAAGAGACCUCACUCAAAUUUGGUCUAUAUUAUUCACUUUUCGAAUGGUUUAAUCGUUUAUAUAUUAAGGAUAAAUUGCAUAUAUUUUUGGAGCAAGAUUAUGUCAACAGAAAAAUGCGUCCAGAGCAAAUUGAAUUAGUAAAUGAAUAUCUGCCUGAAAUCUUAUGGUCAGAUGGUGAUUGGGAGGCACCGGCUAAAUACUGGAAAUCAGAAGAAUUUAUUGCUUGGUUGUACAACGAUAGCCCGGUGCGUGACACAAUUGUUACCAAUGAUCGUUGGGGUUUUGGCACUGCAUGUCACCAUGGCGAUUUUUACAAUUGUCAAGAUCGUUAUAAUCCCGGCGUUGUGCAGGUACACAAAUGGGAAAAUGCUUUUACUUUGGACAAAAGCAGCUGGGGACAACGUUUCGAUGUUAGUCUCAAUGAUUUCAUGACGUCAGAGGAGCUCAUCUCUGAAAUUGUUAAAACCGUUAGCUGUAAUGGCAAUGCGCUCAUCAAUGUGGGACCAACGAAAUAUGGCACAAUAUUACCAAUAUUUGAAGAACGCUUACGUGAUAUGGGUAAAUGGCUAAGCGUUAAUGGUGAGGCAAUUUAUGGCAGUAAGCCAUGGAUAUACCAAAACGACAGCAUUACGCCUAAUGUGUGGUACACACAAAAAUUGGAUCCAAGUAAUUCAUCUUCUAUAGUUUAUGCGAUCGUUCUGGAAUAUCCCUACGAUACCAAUGAAAUAGAUUUGUAUCCAAUUGGUACUGUCGCCAAAGAUACCAAGUCGAGUGUUCUGUUGUUUGGCUAUGAUGACGUUAUGACUGACACCAAUCAAGGCGAUAUGAAUGUUACCCUCUUGGGAAUGGAGAAUAUACAAAUCAAUUGGACCACAAAUGGAAAGAUACUGCAUAUUGUCUUCCCACCAAAGAACCAUAUUGACAAGAAUGGAUUGAAGUUCGCGUGGACCUUCAGAAUUACUAAGAAGGGAAAUAAUUGGAUUUAGAAUAUUUAUAUAAUUAAUUAAGCAGAUAUGUAUGCAGUUACAUAAUAAAAUAUACAUGCAAGUGCAUCUAAAUAUUUAUUAACAAAUUUGAAAA
Messenger RNA from Anastrepha obliqua, 1767 nucleotides. It is a transcript of the gene Fuca, whose product is annotated as putative alpha-L-fucosidase. NCBI's taxonomy places the organism in Eukaryota, Metazoa, Arthropoda, Insecta, Diptera, Tephritidae. Gene Ontology annotation, biological process: fucose metabolic process; glycoside catabolic process. Gene Ontology annotation, molecular function: alpha-L-fucosidase activity. The transcript has 7 exons. The record is from RefSeq and is a predicted model, not a curated record. The coding region runs from base 207 to 1673 and encodes 488 amino acids. Gene Ontology annotation, cellular component: lysosome.